GAACUUCAAGACAUGCUGAAGAGGGAAUCCUCAGACAUGUCUGACACGUACUUUGAAAUUCUGCGACGGAGCUGCAGUUCAGGGAACUACAUCCCGUCAGGUCGGCAGCUCCCCAGGACGCCGCCCUUAACAAACGUAACGAGACAACUGGAUUUCACCAACUCUGAGGAACCAGAGCAAAACUUGGAGGAUGGUGUCAGAGAUAAAGACGAAGGUAACCAAAAAAGGCAGACAAAUACAGAAGAACUUCCAGAAUCUCAUGACCCUCACUCCAUGCUGAAAGGGAUGAAGGGCUACCAGCUCACUGCUGCUGACUUGGAAUUUUUAAAAAAGAUGAAAGAAGAGCAGCUUGUCAAAAAACUGCAGGUUAAACUAGAAGAAGUGCAGAAGCUGUUAAAAACGGAAACGGUGGCCUUAGAGUUGGCAUGUGCUUCCAAGGAGAAAGCAGAGGCUGAGCUCAAGAGGUUCCCAUCCUGUAUAGAGGUCACUGAGUGGGCAAAGGUGGUCCUCAGAAUAGCAUGCCCACAGGCUGACUUGACUGACGCGGACGCCAAAUCUCUCCUAUCCAUGAUGACAAUGAAAGACAUCCAGGACGCCAUGGAUAAGAAGAGGGUCGAACUGUAUCAAAUAGAGAACAUGGUGGCAAACAAGAGGAAGGAGGAGGCUGAAGAGAGAGGACAGAUGGAAAGGCAAAUUGCCAAUGAACAGCUGAGGAUACAGGGUUUGAUGAGGCAGUUGUCUGACUUGAAAGCUGAACUUGCACAGCGAGAGGAAGCCUGCAAGUCUCUGGAAAUGCAGGUGAACAUUGCAGAAGCACCAGAAAUCAAAGAAGACUUCACUAAAAGCCAAAUGACGCUGCCAAGAAAGAGACAAAAGAAAGCUGUUAAAUCUACUGAAAGGUUGCAAGACGCAACAAACACAAGUAAAUCAACAAGGAGUAGAAACAGGGACACUCUGAAAACCUCAGCCGAAGAGCUAACUCGGUCCGGAGCUGCAGGAGAGCAGCAGAAAAAGAAGGUUAAAGCAACCAGAGGGGAAAAUGAGAAAGCUGAAGGGCAGGACUUAAAUUCCCAAGAGUCAGUACAACCUGUAAGAGGACGAAGAAAGCUUGCUGGGACUGCUCAGACCACGGUUUCCCAACAGAAAAGUCAAAGUAAAGUGAAAACUGGGGAACCUGAGGUGCCCUCUCGUGGCAGGAGGAGAGCUGCUGCCACCACUGCAGAUAAUGCUGGAGAGGAGGCACAAAACGAAGGUCUGAGGAGAUCCAAGAGGAUCGCCAGCAAGAAGUGAAGAGGUGCACACUUUUAGCCUUAUCAAAUUAUCAUUAUAACCUAAUUACAAACACGUUUAUUUCAAAGUUAAAAAAUUUAUUCUUUUAAGUUAUUUUAACUGUCAUUUUAAUCAUAAAUGUGUUUUUGUUUUGUUUGUUUUACUAAAAAAAUAAAGUGGAACUUUC
Messenger RNA from Oreochromis aureus, 1456 nucleotides. Its product is annotated as stress response protein NST1-like. Lineage: Eukaryota; Metazoa; Chordata; Actinopteri; Cichliformes; Cichlidae. The transcript has 9 exons. The record is from RefSeq and is a predicted model, not a curated record. Bases 13 to 1290 code for a protein of 425 amino acids.